Lineus longissimus is the source of this 6781-nucleotide messenger RNA. Its product is annotated as programmed cell death 6-interacting protein-like. Gene Ontology annotation, biological process: multivesicular body sorting pathway; mitotic cytokinesis. The transcript has 17 exons. Gene Ontology annotation, molecular function: protein binding. NCBI's taxonomy places the organism in Eukaryota, Metazoa, Nemertea, Pilidiophora, Heteronemertea, Lineidae. The record is from RefSeq and is a predicted model, not a curated record. Bases 6 to 2651 code for a protein of 881 amino acids. Gene Ontology annotation, cellular component: endosome.
UCAAGAUGGCGACUUUACUUGCGAUUCCCCUAAAAACUACCAACGAAGUUGACCUCAUAAAACCACUUCAGAAGUUUAUAACGAACACUUUUGAGCAACUAAAAGCAGAGGAUGUUAGUCAAGCUUUAAAUGACUUCAACAGACAGCGCAAUCAUGUCAUCAGUAAGAUGGUGGACCGCCAUGAAUCGGCGUUGGAAGUUCUGUUCAAGUACUAUGAUCAGCUCUGUGCCAUCGAGUCUAAGUUGCCUAUUGCUGAGAACCAGAUUCGGGUCGAGUUCAAAUGGACAGAUGCGUUUGCAACUAAAGGAGUGUUUGGAGGCAGAAAAUCGCUAUCCAUGUCAUCUGGAGCGUAUGAGAAAGUCUGCGUGUUGUAUCAAAUAGCUGCUGUCCAGAGUCAGAUUGCUGAAGCACAGAAUCACGACACCGAUGAUGGGCUCAAAACAUCAGCAAAAUAUUAUCAGCAAUCGAGUGGCAUAUUUGAACAUUUGAAAGACUGCGUUGCAUCCAUUGUUCCCCAUCCAACGAUGGACCUAAACAGGGAUACGAUCAGUGCCCUGAGUGCGCUGAUGCUUGCCCAGGCCCAAGAUUGUUUCUUUAGGAAAGCGAGAAAGGAUCACAUGAAGGAUGCCAUCAUUGCAAAGGUGGCACAUCAGGUCAGCCACCUCUACCAGACGGCGUUCCAGUUGUUGAGUAUGACCUCAAUCAGUCAGAUCUGGCCAAAGGACUGGCUGGCUCACGUGCAGGGACGUGUUUAUGCUUUUCACGCUUUGGCCGAAUAUCAUCAAAGUGUAGUAGCUGGUGCGGGUGCGUCGUAUGGAGAGCAAAUUGCUAGAUUGAAGCAAGCCAAUGAUUUGAUGAACACUGCAAAAUCCAAAGCUGGCCAGACAUUCAAAUUCACCAACGAGGAUCAGGCCAUGAAAGCAGCGCUGGUCGCAGCAGAGAAAGAUAACAACUACAUAUACCAUGAUAAGAUACCGGCAUUUAAGACAUUGACACCUGUCGGGAAGGCUGUGAUUGCGAAAUCUUUACCGUUGUCUACACCGAUGAGUAGCGACUUCAGAGAUCAUUUUGAGAAGAUUGUCCCCCUGGCCGUUCAUCAAGCAUCCACUAUAUUUGAGAAUAGGAGAGGAGAACUGGUUAACUUUGAGAUUGGCAGACUCCGAGAAGCUACGCAACUUAUGAACAGUGUGAAUGCCUCAAUGAAUCUACCUGCGGCCAUUGAGGAUCUUUCAGGAACUCAAGUGCCAGCGUCAGUCCUUGAGAAGUCGGUCAAAAUCAAGGAAUUAGGAGGCGUUCAGACGAUAGAAACACUUAUGCAGGAGUUGCCUGAACUGCUGGGGAGGAAUCGGGAAAUCCUGGAUGAGUGCAUACGCCUGUUAGAUGAUGAACAAAGCUCCGAUGAUGAGCUCCGUGCCAAGUUCAAAGAUCAGUGGACGCGAGCGAAAUCUAUCGAUUUAACUCGACCAAUCAGAGAUGAGGGUCAGAAGUACCGGUCGAUCCUUGAUGCGGCCGUACAAGCUGAUCACAUCGUGAAAGAUAAAUUUGGAAAAACGAGAAAUGGAAUUGUAAUUCUCGGCAAGAAUCCUCGUGACCUAGAAGCCAGUAUUCCUUCAGCUAGCCCUGUUGCUGCCUUAAAAGAUUCACCAGUUGUUCAGACACUGCGCAAACUCAUGGACAGUGUGGAUGCACUGAAAGCCGAGAGAGACGCCAUCGAACACGAACUCAAGGAUAAGACAUUUGAUAUGGCUGGAAAAUUCAUGUCCGCUCUGUCAGCAGAUGGUGUCGUUGACCAAGAGGUGAUCAGCGAGCAGGAGCUGGAUCGUGUUUAUAGUCCAUUACGCGCACAAGUUCAAGAUAGUGUCCACCGCCAGGAGGCGUUGCUAGCCCAGAUCCAGCAGGCCAACAACGAUUUCUGUCAGGCGAAACAGUCGAGUGGGGGCGCCACUAACAGGGAAACGAUCUUAAAGGAUUUGGCGGAAUCUUAUGAUGCUUAUUGUGAACUCAAGGGUAACUUGGAGGAGGGGACUAAGUUCUACAAUGACCUAACUCAACUUCUGCUCCGAUACCAAAACAAGAUCAAAGAUUUCUGCUUUGCUCGUAAGACGGAGAAAGACGACCUGAUGAAAGAUGUGCAGAGCGCUAUUGCCAAUCGGCCCACAGACCCUCCACCUACGCAGCCAUCUUAUCAACAGCCUCCAGCUAAGGCAAUGCCCCCUGCCCGACCACCGCCACCUAAAACCCAGGCAAACGCCCCACAGGCACCAUCACAGGCCCCACCUCAAAAUAGUCAGGCGCCACAAGGAUAUGGCGCAAGGCCAAGUGCACCAGAAGGUUACGGAGCUGCAACAGCACCACCUGGAGGGCCAUCGUCGCAACCAACACAGUCACAGCAGCCCUAUGCGGCCUACCCAGGUGCUCCAGCAUACCAGCCCUACCCCUACCCUACAUACACGCCCCCUGCAAUGCCAUCUGGAUAUGCCCCCUACGGACAAUACGGUCAGCAAACGCCUCAGCCUGGCUAUGGAGCCCCACCAGGUUAUGGUGGAUACCAACAGCAGCCUCCCCAGCAGAAUUACGGUCAGCAGCCGCCUUAUCAGCAGCAGCCGUACCAACAGCAUCCGUCAGCUCCAUAUCAACAACAGUGGAGGUAAAUGGUCGCUUAGCAACAGGCGGCUACUUCAAAAUAGUUGCUAUGGAAACCAGAUCAGAAAUCUUAGCAAACUUUCUCUAACAUUUGACCCUAUGGCUUUGUUGUCAUAGUAACUUGCAGGAUUGCUUAGCAGCAGUUGUCAUAGCAACUUAUAAUUAAGCUCUGGUUGUCAUGACAAUAGUAUAGCUGUGCCUAGCAGAAAAGAACAUUCUAAAUGGAAAAAAGGUCCUGGCGUUAUGUCACUUUAUGAGCCUGAUUAAUUUUAUGCUUACUGUUGAGGCAAUUGAGAAAAUUCUCUUCUUGGCUUUAGUGUGCAGAAUUACUGUAAGCUUUGCACAUUGUUGGUCAUAAACAAAUAUUGUAAAUGUUAUGGUGCACAUAUGGUAGAACAUUUAAAUUGUUUCUUUCUGUGUUAAAAGUCAUCAUUCUGUGAUCAUGAUUAUACUUUUUCUAGGAAAAGAAAUUUGCUGUGUGAACCCUUUAUCUUUGAGGUAGUACUAUAGUUAUUUGUUACAAAACAGACCCAUUGGCUGUCUCUGUCUCUUCGACUGGAGAGAGAAUAAUGUAAUAAAUUGUGUUCAAAAUGAUAGAUAAUCAGAAAAACAGGAAAUAUACACUUAGUUGCUACUUGCAAAGAAAUUUUGGUGAAAUUCCUCAGUGUCUAUUUGUUGGGAGCUUUUUAUUCGAUGUGCUGAUGUCUUAUAGUUAUGUGCUAUAUUAACUUUUAUUCCGCCUUAUAGGCUCUACCAGUCGCUUUCCUUUCUGGGCUUAGGACAUAUCGUUUUAUGUAACCACCUGUUUCGUUUUUCAAGAAGGGGAUUUGUGAUUACAAAGCUGUCUGAGUGAUUUUGAGGAAGGAGUGUACGGUAUAUUAUUUAUUUCAUGUACAUGUAUAUCAUUCUCAUUUUGCCAAGCAACGAAUCUAAUAUCCUGGAAAUUGAUAUAUCAGUAGAUUUGAAGGUCAAAGAAGUCUUGCCCAAGUUUUGGAGUGCGCGCCAGCAUUUACUUACUACUGCUUAGCGGUGCUCAGACGAGUAAUUCAUGAUGGCCUUCACACUGGUGGGUCUUGCACAUGAUUUUCACACAGCUCAUAAUUGUAGCUAUCCACCCUCAAUUGAUGUAAUGGUAUAACCCAAUCAUUUGUUGUCAUUGUAAGUUCUUCAAAUUUGCACCAGGUGUCACCACUUGACUUUACGAUUAUCUCGUAUAAAAAGGGUGAUGACUCGAAAGCCGAAAACUACAGAGGUAUAACGCUGCUAAGCUGCUUGGGUAAAUUGUUCACAGCUGUAUUAAAUUGCAGAUUGGAAGAGUUUGUUAAACUGUACGAUGUCAUAGGUGAGGAGCAGGCUGGAUUUCGCCCGGGUUAUUCGACUUCAGAUCAUAUUUUUACCCUAAAAUGUCUUAUCGAUCUGUACCUCAGUAAGGGGAAGCGGCUUUAUGUAGCGUUCGUUGACUUUAGGCAAGCAUUCGAUAGGGUCUGGAGAAUCGGCCUCUGGAGAAAACUGAUCAAAAGCGGAGUCAACGGGAAAGUAUUGAAAGUUAUCAUGUCUAUGUAUAAAGGAGCAAAAUCCUGCGUGGAGGCUGGAAACAGUCGUUCGGAAUAUUUUCCAUGUAAUAUCGGUGUUCGUCAGGGCGAAAACAUGUCGCCAAUAUUAUUCGCUUUGUUUUUGAACGAUUUGGAACAGUUUUUUGUUGAAGGUGGUUUUCACGGUCCUUCCAACUUGAACAUGUGCGCCAAGUGUGAAUUCUUAGAUGAUUUAGACAAAUCUUAAGUUAAUACUACUGCUGUAUGCAGACGAUAUGGUCAUCAUUGCCGACUCUCCUGAGGAUCUACAACGUGGUCUCGAUCUCCUAGGUGAAUACUGCAAUACUUGGAAACUGGUUGUUAAUAUUGAUAAAACCAAGGUAAUGAUUUUUAGUAGAGGUCAAAUACGGGCAAACAUCCCAGUCUUUACCUAUAAUGGUUUAGUGAUCGAUAUGGUAGAUUAUUUCACAUACCUUGGUGUUAUUUUUUCCUAUAACGGUAGCUUUCAGAGGAGCAUACGUAAUGCCUAUGACAAGGGACUGAAGGCAAUGUUUAGUGUUUUAGGCGAAUGUCGUAGAUUACACCUUCCGAUUGACUUGUCAUUGGAGCUGUUUGACAAAGUAGUAGUGCCAGUAUUAUUGUAUGGUAGCGAAAUAUGGGGAACCGAAAACACCAUUUUAUUAGAGACGGUUCAUCUGAAAUUCUGUAAAUACAUUUUGCGUCUUCACAAACGGACGCCAUCUAUGAUGGUUUAUGGCGAACUCGGGCGUCACCCACUCCUUGUUGAUAUUAAGGCGAGAGUUAUUUCGUUCUGGAAUCGGUUAGUGAUAUCAAAGGUUUCUAAAUGGUCGUCUAUUAUGUAUAAUAUUACAAGGGAGCAUACUACCAAGGGCUACCUUCUCUCAAGUUGGUGCUCCGGUGUGUUGAAUAUAUUAAAUGAAUGUGGUAUCCAUAGGAUCUGGUUAGACCCAUUAAUUAUGACUGGAAACCAGCUCAAAUUAGUUGUAUCGCAGGUACUAAAAGACCAAUUUAUUCAGAAAUGGAGAGGAAAAAUAAAUCAAGAUGUAAAUUGUAUGGUAUAUAGGAGUUUCAAAGAAGAAUUUAUAUUCGAACCGUAUUUGAAAAAAAUGCCCCUGGACAAAAUGUAUGCUGUGUGUAGAUUCCGAACCGGGCCUCUACAAAUUCAAGGUGUCAGAUCUCGACUUUUCGAAAACAAUGUAACAGAAUCUGUUUGCCAAUUCUGUGGGCAAGUGGAUAUUUUAGAUGAAGUUCACUAUUUUGUAUCAUGUAUAGGGCUAACCGAAUUAAGAAUUCCAUAUUACCCAAUGUUGGGAAAUAUACCUAGGCCGCUUCAACGUAAUUACUAUAAAACCUUUAUAAAUGCCAAAGGCCAAUCAACCCUGUUAAAUUUGUCAUCAUUUUGUAAAGCCAUCCUUAAUCUUUUGUCAUAAUCAUAAUCAUUGCCAUGUUAGAAAAUUUUUGUUACUAUUUUUUUGUUAUCCUCAUAUUGUCCCGCGAGGGAAUUUUUGAGAACAAUAAAUUAUGUUAUGUUAUGUUAUCUCGACUGUAAACCGAUAUGCUGCGACAUACACGCUACAGCAUACUGUGUAUUCAUGUGUACAAGUUCUUCGGUUUUACACCAGGUGUCACUACAUGACUUUACGAUUAUUUCCGCUAGUAGGCCUAAUUUAGCCCCACAGCAGGUAUAUAGAACAAACUCCGGACCUGUAGGUCUGUGGCGCGACACCGUAUGGUGUCGCCCCCUAUCAUCAGAUUCUGUUGGGCAAAUAUAUAUGCUAGUUUGCUACUUGUUUGCUACGACAUACACGCUACAGUCAGUGGUGCGACACCGUAUGGUGUCGCCCCCUAUCAUCAGAUUCUGUUGUGUAAAUAUAUAUGCUACGACAUACACGCUACAGUCAGUGUCGCCCCCUAUUAUCAGAUCCUGUUGUGCAAAUAUAUGCUACGACAUACACGCUACAGCAUACUGUGUAUUCAUGUGUACAAGUUCUUCGGUUUUACACCAGGUGUCACUACAUGACUUUACGAUUAUCUCCACUAGUAAUUUAGAGUAACGGCAGGUAUAUGUUCUUAAUAAUACCUCCAUGGUAUAUGGUAAACUCCGGACCUGUAGGUCUGUGGUGCGACACCGUAUGGUAUCGCCCCCUAUUAUCAGAUUAUGUUGUGCAAAUAUGCUACGACAUACACGCUACACCAUACUGUGUAUUCAUGUGUAUAAGAAUAGCGCCAUUAUUAACCCCUUGAUAUCGAGAGCGAUAUUUUAGAAUAAUUUGGCUCGAAGUGGAAACGUGUGCAAACUGGCGUUCGAAAUCACAGAAAGCGUAAAACUUGUUGUUAACUUGACUGAAAUAAUGGUUUGGGAUCUAUUAAAUUAGGGUCACUAAAUUAGUACGGCACACAGUUUUGAAAGCUUUCUUGAUCUAACAUAAAAUUUCUGAUAGGCCUAAUUAGUACAUGUACAGAAUAUGUGAUGAUGUGUGAUUCUUCAUCGUCUCUAUCCAUGUAUCGCGGUCUUUCUUGUAUAUAGGAUGCUAUAUGAAAUAAAUCCAAUGUUUCUAAACAAUGUUUUUAUCUCCUUUAUUAAA